UGGUGAUUAAUAUACUCUUCUUCAUUACCAGAAAUUAUGAAUUUUUAUGUGGUUAUUUCAAUAUAUAAACUAAGUUUAUUGCUAUAAACAUUCAACUUAAAAAAUAUCCUUUUGUAAAAAUUACUGUAAUGUGAUAAAUUUAUUUAUUGGCUUGUGUAUUUAUAUAUAUUCCUACAUAAAACUUGUAAUUAAAAUCUUUAUUUAUACUGUAUCACAAACAUUAAAGUAGGGAAUUUAUAUAAAACUUAUUUCAAUGGCGAUACCUUCACCGGAUCCAAAAUAUGUUUUCCGGGGUGAUAUGGAUUGUGUGAAUUGUAUUCUUUUUCAAAUGACGCCCAAUGCGGAACAUCUCUAUGCAGGCACUGCUGAAGGCAAUGUUCAUAUCUGGAAUUUAAAUACAAACAGAGAACUAUACCAAAUUAAAUCAGAAGAAGAUUCUUGUUUAAAUUUGCAAAACUUAAGAAAUGAUACCUUACUUGUACAACACAAAUGUGGUUUAAUGAAAAUAUAUAAGAAAAGAGAAACUCAGUGGAAUGCAUAUAAAUCCAUUAAUAUACAUUGUCAUUAUUGCAGGUUUAAAAUAUUUUCUGAAAAUGAAAUAUUCGUACCGGUUAAAGAAUCCACUGUUGGAAUAUUGUCUUUAAAUACUUUUAGUAUAGAAUUGAAAUUGAAUUCUUGCAAUUUCAAGAACUUGGGAGAAGUAAUGGCUAUCAAGCCAUUAAAAAAUGAAAAAUUAGUUUUAGUUGCUUAUGAAGCAGGAGAGUUAAUCUUAUGGGAUGUUCGACAAAGUAAAGUAUUAAAUUCUUUAACAGUGGAGACAUGUCCAAUGGCUUUAGACUUUGAUACUACUUUAUCAAAGGGUGCUAUUGCUGGUCCCACUAAUAAUAUGCAGAUAUUUAGUUUAUCAGUUGAUCAUUUACUGCAUAAUAAGAACAAAAUAACAAUGACAAAUCCUGGCACUUCUAUAAUUACAAUUAGACCUGAUGCUAAAAUUAUGGCAGUAGGAGGAUGGGAUAGUCGAAUUAGACUAUAUUCUUGGAAAACUUUGAAACCAUUAGCUGUUUUAAAUCAACAUAAGGAUACUGUACAUGAUAUUAGUUAUUCUAUAGAAAGAAUAAAAGCAUAUGAUAAUAAAUUUAUAAUGGCUACAGCUGCAAAAGAUGGAUACAUAGCAUUAUGGGACAUUUACAAUUGAUUAUUAUCACAAAAUGAAAAAAUAUUAUUUUCAUCUCAAAAAUUUAUUUCGUUUCUUUACUAUGAAGCCGAAGAAAGACAGAGAUAGAGAACCCUCCGAACCGCUCGGUAUUGGA
Molecule: messenger RNA, 1310 nt
Organism: Bombus pascuorum
Lineage: Eukaryota; Metazoa; Arthropoda; Insecta; Hymenoptera; Apidae
Product: guanine nucleotide-binding protein subunit beta-like protein 1
Exons: 5
Coding region: 254-1195 (313 amino acids)
Molecular function (GO): protein binding
Source: RefSeq, a predicted model, not a curated record